CCUACUGUGCGCGCGAAAGAGCCAUUUUUUGCCAGCCGAGAGCACGUGGUCCCUGCCCUCCAGGCGCCUCCAGUCUAGUCGGGGAGACUCGGUGGCCCAGAGCCCCCCACCCGCUCUCCCGCCUUCCUCCCCGCGUGGACCGCUCUCCAGGCCCUUCGAUUCCCCUGCAGAAGCCCCGGACAGCACCUUCCAGAUGCCAGAGUCGGAGGACUUGAGCCAGCUGCGCCGAAUGAACCUGGAGCUCCUGCGGCAGCUGCGGGUGGGGCAGGAGGAGAUCCGCAAGUCUGUGGCCUGGGCCAAGGGGGCAGCCCAGCUGUUCCCCAAGCGCAAGAUCAAAGAGGGGGGCAGCCGCAAGGUGCCCGAGGCCUGGUGCGCCCAGGAGGAAGAGACCGUCGUGUCCAGCGCGUCCCCGCGCCACCUGGGCCGCCGCCCAGCCCUUAGUGCCGCCACUGGGGACGGAGAAGCCUCCGAGCAGGAACACAAAGGCAGGAGCCAGGAGACAGCCCUGAAGAGCCUCCUGGGCAGCAGCAUGUCUCUGGCCAAGUCCCCGCCGUUCAACCAGCCCCAGGGGCAGGAACCCAAGGACUUCCAGAGGCCCAGUUCCAGGCUCAGUUCAGCAAUCUUGCCAUCUUCCCCCAAGGCCUUGGACUUGGGGCCCACCAUUGAUCCCCUGACCUUUGGGGUCCAGAGGCCCUUCCGCGAAACAGAAACCGUGGGAGGCCUCAGCUCCAUCCAGCAAUGGCAGAACUUCGAGGUGCCUCCCUGGUUUGGUUCUCAGUCCAUCCAGCCACAGCUGCGCUGGGUCCCCACCUCUUCGGCCCUGCCUGGAGAACAAGUGCCCUACUAUCCCCAACAUAAAGAUUUUCUGGUUCCUGAUGAGAGCUGGCGUACGAAGCCUUAUUUAGGUUAUGAUGUGAUCGCAGGGUUGCUGGACACGGCAUCUCCUGUCAUCCAUAAGUCUGAAAACUACUACUCGGAUCUUCAGGAUUUUCGGAAGGCUAAUAAGGAAGAAUGUAUUUCCAGAUACCCAGAGCUGGAUCCUCUGGACUUGCCCUCUUCUAGAAACAAGGGAACUCCAGAUUCCCAUCAGUGUUUACAUUGUUAUCGAGUGAACCAGCGUCUGUUUACAGUUCCCCUGGAUCCACUGGCCACCUGCCCCGUGUGCAAGACCUCCCGCGGCCAGAAGGGCCGGGAGACCCUGGAUCACCCUACCCAAAUCAGAGUGAGCGUCCCCUUGUCAACCUUCCUGCCCCCCCACCAGUACCCCAUUCAUCGACGCAAAAGCUUCGACAGCUCCGACACCAUGGCUUUGCCCCGGCACUGCCUGAUGGGCUGGGACAACAUCCCCAUGCCGGCGUCCAGCAGCUCUGCCCUGAGCAGUCUGGACCUCCGGACCUCCUUGGACCCCGGUGCUCAGCGGGCAGAGCUCUUAGACCACUACCGCUCAUCAUCUAGGACUUCCAGCUGGUGCUGGUCCGACCCGCUGCUCUCCAUGUCGCGAGCCACACAGUUCCAGCUGAGCAACGUUUCUGAGCGCUACUGGUCGGGUGGCAGGCGCUUCCCCCGGCCGUGAGGGCCCGUCCCAUCCCCAGCCCCCUCCUGUUGGUGGGAAAGGCCCAGGCCCCUAGGAGGGAAAGGCCGAGAUCCCCCCGGCUGCCCCUCCAGCGGGGGCUCCUUCUCCUUGGGGCCAGACUUCCAGGCUGGAGUUAUCCAGAGGCGUCUCACGCUGGUGUCCACCGCCCCCUGGCCCCGCCCCCAGGGAAGGAGCUGGGAGACAAGGGCAUGGGCUGGGGCUCGGGCCCAGGCACCCCUGGGUCCUGUGUGCAGUGAGGGCCGUGAGGACAGAGGCAGCUGUUUGUGCCUUUUUAAAAAUAAAGCUGAGCUCUCUCAGGAGCCUGGGCCUUCCUGCUUCCUGCAGAGAAGUUACAGGACCUGCCUUAAGUCAGACUCUCCCACGGCAGGCGUGGGGCCCGUGAGGGCGAGGCUGAGCCCAGGGCGGCCCCAGGAUGAGGAGCCGAGAGCCCCGGUUCACAAGGGGCGCCCCGACUGCCGGAGCUUGCAAUGAACACAGAAUAGCAAGGAAAACCAUUUAUCCAAAUUAGCACCAAUGGAAACCAAGGAAAGUAUGGGGGGGGACAGGUGGCAGUCACAGUGAAGGAGCCCUCAUUCUGGGAGGCGACUUGUCAACCGAGACAGGGGCUCAGAGCCCACCCAAGAGGGAGCCAGGCUCGCGAGUAGCAGGCUGGGGAGGGGGCCUGGGCCGGCAGGAGGUGGGCUUGGCUUCCGUAAUCCAGCAGUGGCCGAGGGGCGGGGCCCGAGAAAUGGGGAGCUUGGGCCAGUCCCGAAGGGGACGCGGGCCAAGAACUGGAGCGCGCUCGUCUCACCAGCCAGCGGAGUCCGUCCCAUUGGGCUUGGCUGCAGAGGUUAUUUUGUAUUGACUUCUCUGUGUCCACAUCCCCCACCCCCAUCACAGUUUAAGCUCCUUGGGGUCAGGGACUGUUUGUUUUUCCGUUUUGGAAUAUUGGGUUUUAGUGACUUGCUUAGGAUCACACAAAUCUGAGGGUGGAUUUGAACUCGGGUCCUCCUGCUGCAGGGUCUGUGCUCCAUCCACUACAGCGCCAUCUAGCUGCCCCUGGGCUGCCCAUUAGCUUAUUGAACUGAGGGGGCCAUUUCAUGCUCCUUUCCUCCACCCCCAAACCACAGACUCCUCCCCUUUUUCUUCAGUGGCUCCUCAUCUUUUCUAAAAACCCACCUGGAUUCUUCCUGCACCAUGACCCUAGAGAGCCCCGCACCCCGGGGACCUGAGCAAAUCCUAGUCAGGAGCCUUGGGGGCAAGCCGAGCAGGGGUGGGGGCGAGUCACCAAGCCCCUCGGUCAAAGACAUGGAAGAAGAGAAGUUGCCUGGGCCGGGACUCUACAAAAAGAGAAGAGGGGAGAGCAUGAGAGAGCAGUUGGGGGCAGCCCGGGACCUCCGACUGUGCUGCCGAGAACUCUGUGCUGGCUUCUAGCCCAAGGUCCCCGGACCUUGGAUGAAGGGGAGACCCCGCUGGGGGAAGGAGCCUGGGCCCCUUGGAAGGGGAAGCCACCAGAGCCGAGCCGUUUAAGGUCCGCUGCUGCUUGAACUCCAAGCCUGGGAGUCCUCAAAGUGACUGCGAUUUUGCCAGACAACCCUGGGGUGGGGGUGGGAGGUGGAGGCUUUCCAGCUUGGGCCCUGCUACCCUGUCUGCACACCCCCUUAGCAACCCCUGUGCUGAUGGGAGCAAGUUCCCCCAUACCCGAGGCGGAGGGGACCCCAUUCUGGGAGCAUCUCCAGAGCCCCAGCUCUUGUGCUUUCCUUGGCUGGACUCGCACACAGGAUCUUGGGGGCUGUCUCACCCCCCUCAGCCAGUUUUUUUUUUUUUAAUUAAAGCUUUUUAUUUACAAGAUA
Messenger RNA from Antechinus flavipes (yellow-footed antechinus), 3426 nucleotides. RefSeq names its product migration and invasion inhibitory protein (gene MIIP). NCBI's taxonomy places the organism in Eukaryota, Metazoa, Chordata, Mammalia, Dasyuromorphia, Dasyuridae. Gene Ontology annotation, biological process: negative regulation of cell migration; negative regulation of G2/M transition of mitotic cell cycle. The coding region runs from base 194 to 1573 and encodes 459 amino acids. The record is from RefSeq and is a predicted model, not a curated record. The transcript has 10 exons.